Phragmites australis (common reed) is the source of this 1173-nucleotide messenger RNA. Its product is annotated as F-box/FBD/LRR-repeat protein At1g16930-like. Gene Ontology annotation, molecular function: protein binding. Lineage: Eukaryota; Viridiplantae; Streptophyta; Magnoliopsida; Poales; Poaceae. The record is from RefSeq and is a predicted model, not a curated record.
AUGGCGCCAGCGCGCGUUCCUGGCGCCGGGUGCAGGAUCAACGCUCUCCACAACGACGUCCUCCUCCGCGCCAUCUCCUUUCUGGACGCUCGCCAAGCCCUGCACACGUGCGUGCUGUCGCGGCGGUGGCGCGACCUCUGGCGCUCCAUGCCACGCAUCAACGCAUCGCGUCACGAGUUCGACAGCAUCGCUGACACCAAGGAGGAGGGCGACGUGCUUUUCAAGAUGUUUGUCAACCGAUUCCUGAUGCUCCAUAACCCCACUGCCUUGGACGAGUUCAAUCUCUGGUACCCCGUACCAGAUGGGGAUUCAAUCGACUGGGAUACCGAAUCAGAAGAUGCUAACCUCUGGAUCGGCCAUGCUUUACAGUGCAAUGCUAGGUCUGUCAACGUUUCCAUAUGGGACGCUAGAUUGUAUCUCGAUUCGGCAGUGUUUACUUCGAAGUGCUUCUUGACAAGCCUGGAGCUUUCCUGUGUUGCUUUGUUCCUCGGCUUCUUUAAGAGCCUCCAAAUGGGCUGCACAGUAUUGGAACGUCUCAUGUUACAUGAUUGUGCCAUUUCUGACAUUGAGAUUUCCUCCCAGACACUGAAGGUUUUCACAAUUGAUGUCGGGUGCAACUUCACAUUUUCUGAACGGGCUUCUAUUUCAAUACCAAGCCUAAUUAAUCUUGGCUACUUUCCUUACCAAAGAAUGCUACCUUUACCGACAAACAUGGCAUCUUUAGAGACAGCAUCAGUUUCAGUUGGUACCGUUCAUGCUCCAGUUGAUGGCAUCUGUCAAUUUCUCAGAGGCCUUUCUGAUGUUACAAAUUUGGAGCUCUGUUAUGAAGGAGAAACGGAGAUGGAAAAGAAUUUUCAGUGGUGCCCAAAAUUCAACAAUCUUACAAUCCUGACCCUUGGCAAAUGGUGUCUCUGUGCAGACUUGUAUGCAUUGAUAGUCUUCCUUCAGAACUCGCCUAAUCUGUUGAAGCUAACUCUGGAACUCAGAGGGAGUCCAGAUACAUAUAAAAAAUUCAUUGGUGAGCUACAAGAAAGAUCUUGUGAUCAGCUUAAGAUUGUUGAAAUUGUUUGCUCGGAGGAUUGGGAGAAUGAUCCCGUGCUCAACAGCCUGGAGAAGCUUUUGCUUGAGAAUGGCAUAACCUCUGGUCAGAUCAACAUCAUACACUGGAUGUAG